AACGUACUACUUAUUUCCAAGUAUAUCUUCCUUCGAUUAUCGUUUUCUUCUUUCUUCAUCUCACACUACACACAGAGUUCGUUCGUUCACAUAUAUGGAAGAGAAGCAGAAGCAGAAGCAGAAGCAGCAGAAGCAGCAGCAGCAGCUCGAGAACACCGUCGAAAUGAUGACGAUGAUGAUGUACUUGGAAGACAUUGACAACAACAGCUCAUGCUCCACUCCCUUCGUCAGUGCUCCGUGCAGUCCCACAGGUGGUGGUGGAGGUUUCUUCUAUAGUGCUCCGGCCAGUCCAAUGCAUUUCGUCUCAAUGAAUUCCGAUGCAGCAGCAUCAUCAUCAUCAUCAUCAUCAUCUACAACAUCUAGCUCCUACGAGUUCGAAUUCUCCUCAAGGUUCGGAGGAAUGUCUGGCACGGCAUCUGGAGGAAGAGGAGGAGGAUCAAUGAGCUCGGCCGACGAGCUCUUCCUCAACGGAAAAAUCCGUCCAAUGAAACUGUCCUCUCACCUUCACCGACCGCAGACUCUAGAGCCAUUGUUAGAUCUGGAUGAAUCGGAAGAGAAUGAUGAUGAUACAGAAGAAGAAGAAGUCAUUGGAAGGGGAGGGGGGCGUGAUGUGAAAUGGUGGGACAGAUCUCUGAGGCGGAGGACGAAAUCUAUGUCUCCCCUUAGAAUGCCGGCAUUUGAGUGGAACGAGGAGGAGGAGUACGAGAUCAAGGAGAAGACGUCGUCCCAAAUAAGUGAAGCAGGAGGAGUUGAAAGCAGCAGCAGCAAGCACGGAGGAGGAGGAGGAGGAGGGGAAGAAACAACCCCGUCAAUGUCGGCGUCUUCUUCUUCCUCGAGGUCGUCGUCGUCAUCGGGAAGCCUGCUGAGGUCGAAGAGGUGGGGGUUAGUGUUUCUGAAGGAUUUUCUGUACAGAAGCAAGAGCGAAGGACACAGCAGCAACAACAACAACAAUGGUAGGCGUAGUAAGUUCUGGAGCUCAAUUUCGUUUUCUCCUACUGCUGCUGCUGCUGCUACUACAGUGAAGGUGAAGAAGGACAUAAAAGAAAAGGGUGCUAAUUCAAACAGUGAGGAGGCUAGUAGUAGUGAAUGUGGGAAGAAUGAGAAGAAUGAGAAGGAGGAUUCGGGUAGUGGGAUUUGUUCAUCAUCAAAGAGAAUGAAAGCAGGUGGGGGUGUGGCGGAGGGGGGGAAGAGGAGGAUUGAGGUGGUGCUAUCGCCCCACGAGGUGCAUUACAAGGCAAGCAGAGCACAGGCGGAGGAGUUGAGGAAGAAGACGUAUUUGCCUUACAGGGAAGGAUUGCUUGCCGGCUGCUUAGGCUUCAGCUCCAAGGGAUACAGUGCUGCAGCAGCAAUCAAUGCUUUUGCUGCUAGCUAGACCACUCAACCACCUAUCAUCCUCCUCCAACACCUAACAAAUCAAAUAAAAAAUAAUGGAUUUGUUGGGGAUUCUGUGUAUAUACAUCUUUUCCUUUUUAUUCAUCUUUCGUUUUUCCAUUUCCAUUGGUGAUGAUGGUGGUGGAGGAGUAUUAUACUAUUAUUAUUACCCAUGCUAACUACCAUCUAUUUAUCUAUAUCUUAAUUAGAACCAAGUCAAAUACAUACUGACUCAGAGGAAGGAGGAGGAUAGUACGUACGUAUUGAAGUCGAAACCUCUGGGUGUGGGUGUGGGUCGGCCAAUCUGUUUGAGUUUGACAAAUAAUGCAAUAACAGUGGACAGAUAAAUUAAUAAUAAUAAGCUAUAAAGCUAAGGUGGUGCAGUCUGCAGUGCACGAUGGACCAUUUAGCUGUUGUUUCUGGGUAAUAAGACUACUACUGGGUCCAUCUCCAACUACAUACAAUCUUCCUUCUUUCUUCUUUCUAUAUUAGUAGUAGAGAAGUGUAUUUGAAUUAUAUGAUAUCUUCUUUUUACUUCUUUCUCAAUUCAACUUUUCAACAUCCAAAUAUUAUAAAUAACAAAAUCAAGCUUGGU
Impatiens glandulifera is the source of this 1966-nucleotide messenger RNA. RefSeq lists its product as uncharacterized. Bases 95 to 1372 code for a protein of 425 amino acids. The record is from RefSeq and is a predicted model, not a curated record. NCBI's taxonomy places the organism in Eukaryota, Viridiplantae, Streptophyta, Magnoliopsida, Ericales, Balsaminaceae. The transcript has a single exon.